CCCCCAAGAAGAAGUUUAUUUCUUGUAUGUCUAUGCAUAUAUCGUGAUUAAGUGUGCGAAGUGAACAGUGCAAACGUAAACGUCAUUAUAAGUACCUAACUACCUAUAAUUAGCGUCGUUAAUAUGAAACAGUAAUGUGAUAUUACUUUAAACAUUCUAAUCUCACAUCAACGCAAUUACGUAGUUUUGCAGCCUUUAAACGCAGCGUAAUUCUUUUUCCAUAACAUUUUUUAGUUUAUCGUAGAUAUUCAUUUACAAUAUUUUUUUUAUAUUCUCAAGCUUGAAAGCUUUUUUCGAGAAAGAUCGCUAUCUACAAGCAAUUGAUAUAGUAUUAGCCAAUUCGAGGACAAAAUGUUCACAUCUGUAGUGAAUAUUAAUCAAGUACCAACUGAGAUAAUUGCCUAUAACUGCUGGAUAGAAGAAGUAGGACUGGAUAUAAAUGGCAAAAAAGACAUAGUCAUUUUAAUAACAGGCAAUCCUGGUGUUCCGGCUUUUUACAAAGAAUUUGCAUCACAACUUCAAUCAAUGCUACCUACAGAUGUGCCAAUCUGGAUUAUUGGGCACACAGGUCAUGCUAUUAAUCCAGAGGACAAUGUUAACCACUCUUAUCCUGAUUUAAAAACUCACUCACACUUGUAUAACUUAAAUGGAAAUUUGGAGCACAAAGUACAAUUUGUAAGAAAAUAUUCACCUGCAGAUGCUAGGAUUCACCUAAUAGGACAUUCCAUUGGUGCAUGGUUUGUUUUGAAUUUAUUGAAGAACAAUGACAUUGAAAAAAAAGUAUCCAAGUGUUACCUACUGUUUCCUACUCUUGAGAGACUAGCAGAAACUGUUAAUGGAAAAUUUUUAAUUAACUUUGCUUUAAGGAUAUCAUUUAUACUUGUAUUCUUAUCAUGGAUAUUUACUCUAUUUCCUUAUUUUUUACAAGCAUCCUUAAUCAGGAUAUUUGGAUUUUUCUAUGGAAUACCAUCAAAGCUGGAUGAUGCUAUCUUACAAUUAGUAAGUCCCUUGCCUGUACAAAGUGCCUUUUUCUUAGGAGAAAAUGAAAUGCAUCAAAUAAAAAAUAGGAAUGAUUCCACAAUAUCUCAACACAAAAACAAGCUUUAUCUGUAUUAUGGCAUGAUGGAUGGCUGGGUACCAAUUCGAUAUUACGAAGACUUGAAAAAAAGAUUUCCCGAUAUAGAUGCUCAUCUGUGUAAAAGAAGCUUUCGUCAUGCAUUUGUUUUGCAGGAUUCUGUCGAAAUGGGACAAAUGAUUGGAGAUAUGAUCAAUAAGUCCAUCGACUCAACCUGAUUAUUCCUCACAUUUAAAAUUUUAUUUGAAUGCAAUAUAAAUGCAUUUUUUAUGUACAGAAUGCAUAUUUUGGAAACUAUUAAUGCCUUGAGAAGACUGGAAUAUUUAAUUUCAAAGGUCCUUAUACUCAGCAAUACAGACUUUACGAAGAGAAAAAUGCUCAAAGUUGUGAUCAAAUGAUUUUUUAGUAUUAAAGUUUACUGCUACAUGCUACCAGAAUCACAUUAAAUUUUUUUGUAUAAUUGAAUCAUUACUUAAUCAGUAUUAUAUGAGAACAUUGUUAUCACAAAAAUUUAU
Molecule: messenger RNA, 1590 nt
Organism: Copidosoma floridanum
Lineage: Eukaryota; Metazoa; Arthropoda; Insecta; Hymenoptera; Encyrtidae
Gene: sturkopf
Product: lipid droplet associated hydrolase sturkopf
Biological process (GO): lipid storage
Cellular component (GO): lipid droplet
Molecular function (GO): lipase activity
Source: RefSeq, a predicted model, not a curated record